AUGGCGGGAGCCAAAUCUCUCUCCCUUGCAGUCGCCGCAAUUUUGGCCCUCGCCGCCGUCGCCGCGCAGGGCGGCGAAAAAAUUCCCGGCGGGUGGCAGCCGAUCAAGGACCCGAAGGACGCGAAGGUGGUGGAGGUUGCGAAAUUCGCGGUGGCGGAACAUAACCGACACCGACGGCCCCACGCGACCAAUCUGUUGUUGGAGGCAGUCGUGAACGGCCAGACCGAAGUGGUGAACGGCGUGAACUACAGGCUCCUCGUAUCGGCCGUGGCGGCCGGCGGCGGCCGGAAAUUUGGACAGCCGAGGAAGUACGUGACGGUUGUUAACGUGAGGGAGGAGGAGAAGAAACUCAUCUCCUUCCAAAGUUUGAUUGACUAUUGA
This is a messenger RNA of Striga hermonthica, 381 nucleotides long. The record is from the annotation of a GenBank genome assembly. NCBI's taxonomy places the organism in Eukaryota, Viridiplantae, Streptophyta, Magnoliopsida, Lamiales, Orobanchaceae.